AUGAGCACCAAGCCAAAGAAGCGCUCGCGCGCAAACGUCGAGGAAAGGCGUGCCGACUGUCCUUUUGAAGUCACCAUAGCGCCAACACCGGUUGCGCGCAGCUGCAAGGACCCCAAGGCUGCUAAGCGCCGCAAGUCUGAGGGCGCUGCUGAGGAUGACAAGAAGCCUUUUUUUCAACUCGCGCCGUUUGAGCCGGUCGGCAAGUUUCGCUUGCGCGAGACCAUGGACAUUCACUACCACGUGGACCCGCGCAAGCGGUGGAUGGAAAUGACCAAAUACAUGAGCUUUGUCUUAAACGGCACCAAGUACUUUUGCGACCAAUUUAUCUUUGUGGCCAACGACGACGCCAUCGAACGCCAAAAGUCGGGCAAGAUACCCAAGCACCAGGUCGGGCCGGGCGACUUUUGGGUCGCUCGCAUCCUGGAAAUCAGAGCCUCGGACGAGCACCACGUCUAUGCCCGGGUGUUUUGGAUGUACUCGCCGGACGAGCUGCCUGCCGCCACCAUGUCGGGCAAAAAAACGCCCGCCGGUCGCCAGCCACACCAUGGAAUCAAUGAGCUCAUUGCAUCCAAUCAUAUGGAUAUCAUCAACGUCGUGAGCGUUGUCCAGCAUGCCAAGGUUAAUCAGUGGAUCGAAUCAGACGAGGAAGAAAUACAAGAUGCCAUGUACUGGCGGCAAGCAUUUGAGUGUCAAACACUGCAAGUUUCACCCAUCGAUCUCCUGUGCCGCUGCCAGAUGCCUGCGAACCCCGACAAGACCCUCGUCGGAUGUACCAAUGGCGACUGCGGAAAAUGGAUGCAUAUCGAGUGCCUGCGCCAAGAUGCGCUCAAGCGAGUCUACGGCCGCCUUGGUACCGACCGACCGCACAUCCCCGAACCAGCGAUUAAGAAGGAGGAGCGCGAAGCCUUCAAGCGGGAAUCGCCCCAGGCACCGCUCAGCCCGCCCAAGGGCGAGGACGAGCGGCAGCCGCGCGCCAUGAUUGCUGUCCACGGCGACACCCACACCGACGCCGUGGUGAAGCAGUUGUCCGACGAGGACACGCCCAACCCGGCCGCUGGCCCGGCCGCCACCCCGACAGCCCCGGCUACCCCCAUGUUGCUCACGUUGCCCGAGAGGCCGCUCAAGGUCCUCGCGGGAAAAAAGACUGCCAAGAGGCGAGCAUCCAUUGGCGGCGGUGCACAGCCAUGGCUGGCGCUGUUUGCGGCGGACUUACGCAUGAGCGAUGGGCCUAUGCUCUGGGAGAUCAAGGAUCUCCGGCAAGGCUCAUACAAUUGA
This is a messenger RNA of Cordyceps militaris CM01, 1275 nucleotides long. RefSeq names its product Bromo adjacent region. The record is from RefSeq and is a predicted model, not a curated record. Bases 1 to 1275 code for a protein of 424 amino acids. Lineage: Eukaryota; Fungi; Ascomycota; Sordariomycetes; Hypocreales; Cordycipitaceae. The transcript has 5 exons. Gene Ontology annotation, molecular function: chromatin binding.